Messenger RNA from Biomphalaria glabrata, 7473 nucleotides. Its product is annotated as protein still life, isoform SIF type 1-like. Bases 177 to 5909 code for a protein of 1910 amino acids. Lineage: Eukaryota; Metazoa; Mollusca; Gastropoda; Planorbidae. Gene Ontology annotation, biological process: small GTPase-mediated signal transduction; activation of GTPase activity; positive regulation of axonogenesis. Gene Ontology annotation, molecular function: protein binding; guanyl-nucleotide exchange factor activity. Gene Ontology annotation, cellular component: synapse; membrane. The transcript has 26 exons. The record is from RefSeq and is a predicted model, not a curated record.
UAUUACGGAUUCAUUCUAAGGAAUUUUAUUAUCUGUGACUAGUUUGUCUACUCCGGACCAAGGAUUACUUAGGAUUACUCCACUGUGAUACUACCAUAAUGUCUGCCAUCAGAGUGACUACCAGAAAUUCCCAGAGAAUGUGAACUUUCCAAAACAAAGCGAGAGAACAAAGAGACAUGGGGAACAAACUUUGUGCCCCGCUUUUGAAGAAAAAUUACCGAGGACAGGAGACGAACCCUUGGCAUUCCAGAAAGGACUCACACUUACUAAGGCUGUGGGCGGAUGUCUUUCGUGUUCAUGGAGAUGGCGACUACAUGCGUUGGGAGCGCGUGUCUGAUGACGUAGUUCCGGUCAACAUUUCGUGCAUUGAGGACACACCCAACACCGUGUUUCACGUCACAGCCUACAACCGACAAGUGGAGAAGAUUUUUGAUGUCAAGAUAACCCAGCCAGGUACCAUCAUCUGUCCGGCAACUGAGUGCUUCGUGCAUUGGAGAGACACCGCCAGCCACUGCGAGUGGGGGCUCAACUUCUCUACCCCGACAGACGCCCAAAGGUUCAGGGACUGCUGCUCGUUUCCCACCCAAAGAUUUGCCAGGAAAGCCUCCUCUGCAAGCUCACUGAGGCUGAGUCCGCCCAGGAGGCAGAAAAGUAAAGUGGCCAGCGCUUCAUCGCCAAGCUCCCCGAUUCGUCACUCUCAUUCAGUUGGUUCAGAUUUCAAAUCAGAAGAUGGUUGUGAACACGCCCAAGGUCUGACUGUUAUAUCGACCUCAAAGGGCACCAGGCAACAGACGACUAGCCCUGCUAAUCCAGGGGCACAGAACGGUGGAGGGACCCAUCGCUCCCAGUCCCCACCCUACACUUACGCAGUCAUCCAACGGCGUCGUCCUCAGGCCGCCGAUGAUUCUUGCGUCACCGUUGUCUCUGCCAGCAAUUCGAACAAUCCCGCUUUUAGGCGGUCGUUUCCCAGCGGACAUGUCGCUACCCCUUCCAUGGCCAGCGUCGUCUCUUCAAUGAUGUCCUCGGUGAAGGGGGGUCAAGGAGUGGCAACCAGUCUACCCAUGGCGGCCUCCGUUGCUGAUAAGGAUAAAAGUGGCGCUUCCUCCAGUUCGAAUUCUUCUGUGAAGAACGCUAGUGCACCUCCGAGCGUCACGGCGACACCCACGAAAACGACCUCUUCGUCUCUCAAGCUUGCAGACCCUCAAAUGCGCCCUUCCUCGGCGAUCUCGGAUUUGGCCAAUCAGAAAAGCAGCAGCCCAAAGCACGUUCAGAUCAGUGACAUUGUUAGUGUAAACAUCACCGGAACCUCCAUCCUCAACACCCCCACGGUGAUACACCCUUGCGCAGACAAGCCCAACGGGAUCCUUAAAAGGGACAACAGUGUGAGAAAUGAGAGGACCCAACAAAUACAAAUUUCGUCUUUCGCGGGAUCCGAAGAUGCCACACUUCCUCUUCGGCGUGCUGCCUCCCCAUCCGCUCUGCCUGAAGAGAACCCGGAUUCCAGGCCGCCAAAAGCCACUUUGAGAGUGGAUACAUCUUUGGCAGCACCGCAGUCCCGUAGCACAUCGUCAUCCGAGUCCCCGGAAUGGCCAUCACCCCCAGAACCUUUGACCCCGCAAACACCUCAGACCCCCAACGCCACAAGCCAGAUGUCUUUUGACAGUGACACCAUUCAGAAGAUGCUCAGGUCACUUCCAUCAUCACCCAUAGACAAAGACUACAGCAACGACCUUGACCUGGGAUUCCACGAAGAGCUGAACAUCUCCGACGACGGCCAGCUUCAGCCCCAAGACAGCAACGGACGCAGAGGAAGCAGGCUGUCCAGAACGAAAAGCCUGACCGUCCACGACCGCAACACCAAAACCAGCAGUAACCCUAGACGUCAACAAAGCAUGGACACUCCCGGUCAGCCAGUGUCCUACCAGAGGUCAGAAGGUCAAAAGCCGAGAAUGUUCAACAAGAUCGCCCUGGAGAAAGAGCUGAAGAUGCGGAACAAAAACAUCGCUGCCAACUAUCCAGACAGUGGCAUCGGCAUGGCCGUCGAUUCUGGAGCGUCUCUGAGAUCUGAAGGCAACUCCGCGUUUGUUAAAACAGGUAAACAUGUGAGCCAUGAGCCCAAGGCCGGUUCUGGUGGAGCCAGCAGUGAAAGCCGAGCCAGUGAACAGAGUGAUAUAAUCCGUCAGUUGGGCGAAGGCUCUGAGAUACGCCAGUACCUGGCUCCGGAUUUGUCUGAUGAUGAAGGUGAUGGAAGCGACGACAGCAUAGACACCAUGACAGAGACAGAGUCCCAGAUGUCGUAUGCUCGCCAGGUGGGAGCCAUUCGGAAGGCAGGUUGGCUGGUGGUAAAGAACUGGUUGCUUCACAAGAAGAAGAAGAUCGAGCUGGCUCCCAGACGAACCUGGAAGAGAUAUUGGGUGUGUCUCAAGGGGACAACACUCUUGUUCUUUGACUGUGAUGAAGAGAGCGCUGUGACAGAGAACAUCAUACCAAGGCAUAUUUUGGUGAUUGAAGGAGGCAUUGCCCAAGCUGUUCCUGAGCACCCAAAGAGAGAUUACAUUUUUUCUUUGAGCUCUGCAUGUGGAGAUGCUUAUUUGUUUCAGGCCUCAUCCCAGAUAGAUCUUGAGAACUGGAUCAGAGCCAUUCAUUCAGCUUGUGCUUCAUCCUAUGCCAGACAGCAUGGCAAAGACAACACUCUCAAACUGCUGUGUACAGAGUUGGCCAAGCUGGAUGCUAGCAUUGAUCUGGAUGUUAAAAUGCGUAAGAUGGCCGAGCUUCAGAUGACUGUGGUGACAGAUCCAAAGAGCAGGCAGGCCAUUGUGAAGCAGAUUGCUCAGUGGGAAGAGAACCUGGAGAAGCUGUACAUUGACCAGUAUAGGUUCCGGUGUUACUCAGCAUCACUGCAAGGAUCAGAAUUGCCAAAUCCAAAGGUUCUCUUGGCCUGUGCUUCGAAAGCAUCCAAGACAACUCUGGGUAGACUGGGUAUCUUCACUGUUACUUCCUUUCAUGCUUUGGUUAGUGCUCGCAAACCUCUGGUCCUGCCCAACAUCUAUGGGAAAACUAGCCAAAAAGGAGGCAUGCUCUCCCCAAGAUCAGAGGUGGUACAGAAGCCAAGGUCAAGGACACCCACUGCUCUUGUUAGCUCAAGUGCUAGUUCAGAAGCUUUGUUUAAAACACAACAAACACACUCGGACUCUUUAGAUAAUCUGUUUGAAAAAUCUGGACAUGAUAAUUAUCCUGGACAAGAGAGUUUGUCGAAAGUAACAUUGCCCAAUAAUCAGUGUUACAACUUUCAGACCAUGCUGAUCGGGGUAGACAGAGGGACAAGUGUUCAAGACCUGCUGGAGAUCACAUGCAGUAAAAGGCAGUUAAAUCCCAGAGAUCAUUAUGUCAGGAUCAAGCCUUUAGGCUCCACAGAUAACACAUUCCUCAUUCCAGACAAGCACGAGAAUAUCAAAAAAUUGCGAUAUGAUGCAAUAGAAGUCUGCCAGAAGUGCAUAUUCCAGAUGGAGCUAACCAAACCCACCAAGGAUGGACUGUUUGGCUUUGCUGUUGAGGCUGAGCUAGCUGAUGAUCAGGACAGAGAUGAUGAGCUGAGGGUCUAUGUCUGUGAUGUCACCAAAGAUGGAGUGGCUGACAGAAGAGGUCUUAUUGUUGGGGACGAGAUUCUGGUCAUCAACAGUAAAAUUGUCUCAGAGCUGGACAUGGUCUACAUUGAGACUUUACUCCAUGAGUCCCGCAGUCUCUUCCUGACUGUACGCAGCAUGAGGACACAGCCUCCACGCACAGACUUCAUCCAGAAGCACACAGAUGCCUACAUCAACAACAUGGUGGUGCCUCCCCCUCCUGCACAGUCCAGAUUGUCUGACAGGUCAUUGGGGAACUUAAUAGUACCAGCUCCAUCAGCAGAUAAAAGUACUAAAGAAGUUCCAGUUUUGUCAGUGGCUAAAGACAGAAUAUCUCGAAGUGUGUCCCCAGCACAAAUUGAUACACUCCUAGAGAAGGCGGAAGAAGUGACAGCCAUAUGUAGGAAAGAGGAAACUCUGACAAUAACCAAUGAGGAUGGCACUGUAGUAUCUAAACCUCUUUCUGAUGCACAAAGAAUGAGAAAAGCUAUAAUGGAACUGGUGGAAACUGAGCGGGCUUAUGUCAAAGACUUGAAAUGUUUGACAGAGAGAUACCUGGAGCCUCUCAAGGAGGAAACUUUCCUGACAUCUGGAGAGAUUCAGCAGCUGUUUGGUAACAUUCAGGAGAUUGUGGCCUUUCAGCAAAGGUUCCUUCACAGUUUAGAGGAAGCUGUAGAAUCACUUUCAGAUUUCUUUACCACAAAUGAUGCUUCUCAUUUCAAAAGAGUUCUGUUUUCCUUAGGAGGUUCUUUCCUCUACUACGCCAACCAUUUUAAAGUGUACAGUUCUUUUUGUGCUAGUCACUCCAGGUCUCAGAAAAUACUGAAUCCAGAUGCCAACGAAGCUCUGCGUGAGUUCCUGCGGGCCAGGAACCCUAAACAGCAGCACUCCGCCACAUUAGAAUCAUAUCUCAUCAAACCCAUUCAGAGAAUUCUGAAAUAUCCACUUCUUUUGCAGCAGCUGUGCAAUAUGACCAAUGUAGACACAGAUGAACAUCACCAUUUAUCAGAGGCCUUGAAGGGCAUGGAAGCAGUGGCAGAACAUAUCAAUGAAAUGCAGAAAAUCUAUGAUGAAUACGGAUCUGUAUUUGAUGAACUGUCCAAGUCAUACAAGGAGAAUAAUCCUCACAAACCACCAAUUGAACUAAAUGUUGGUGACCUACAGAUGUAUGGGACAGUGGAGUGGGUCAACAUAGCUGACCAUAUGGGUAAGGUGAAGAAGUCUGCAGAGUUUGAAAAUGUUGUCUUUGUCUUCAAGGCUGGUGUCACAUUUUUAUGCAGGGAGAGAUUAAAGAGAAAAAGAGCCAAGUCCCUGUCUACAAGGUCUUCUCUCAUUGAAGUGUCAGAGACCACAGAAAGAUUUCGUACUCUGAUACCAACUCAGGAGGUACAGAUCAGGACAGGGAAAGUUGGUGACAUGGAUCGACAUUACUGGUGGGAUCUGGUCCACUCCAGAUCAGAGCAUGAAGGUCGGCCAGAAAAAGUGUAUCAGUUUUGUAAUAGUACCAGUGAAGCCAAGUCAGAUUUCAUGAAAGUCAUCCGGCAGACUAUCAGGGAAAGUGUAAGAAAGAUGAUCAUUCCCAGUUCCACUCAUCAUCAUCCUCUCACCAGCAGCAGACCUUACUCUACCUCUCCCACACACAUGGCCCUGACCACAGACACAGACUGUGCUGGGGGGAUCUCUUCAUCUUACCCCUCCCCUUCCUCCCAUCCUCACCCCCUGUCCAGUCCACAGCUGGCUCUGUUUAAGCGACGAAUGAAGUCAUCCGAUGCAGAGAGACAUUCCAUGGACUUGGACAACAAGGUCAGUGAAAUGGAUCUGGACAGUGCAUUUAGGACUAGGAGUAAAACUAUAGGGGACUUAAAUGAAGCGACGAUGGAUGAAUCUGGUGGAUUUGUCCCUGGCACCCUAGAGCCAGCAGUGCCAGAUAAGAACAAUAAGGAAAACAGUUCCUGCUCCUCCAACUCCAACUUAAGCUGCUCAAGCCAAACUGGUAGCCAGACAGGCUCUGCCAAGCUUCAGUACGCCAGCACUGACCCACUUCACUAUUCUUCCAGCUCCAUUAAUUCAGGAGACAGGGCUGGGGCAUCAUCACCUGUCUGGAAACGGGUUGACACGAGUUUAAAACCUGGUCAGCAGCAAGAGGACAGCCAUUCAACAAAAAGCGGUGGGGGCAGCAGUAACAAUUCUGCAGAGAGCAUUCCCCCUCCACGACGUGAUACUAAAACCGUAGUGUUUGCUCCCCUGCCUGGUGGCGUCCCUCCUCUGAAGGAUACUGAGUGCUGAGUUUUACUUCAAAUUAUAAAUAAAAAGAUUAAUUCUCAAGCAGCCCAAGAACUCGAGGCUGAAUACAUUAUGUGACUACUGGGCUCAAGUCUGAAGUCUGUCCUAGUAUACUGCACAUCAGUCACAAACCAGUUUUUUUCAGCAGAUAGUGCUGGCCUCAUCACCUGGACCACAACCUAAUCCUUCAAUGUGUCUACGUUUGAUUACAACGCUUGUAAAGUAAGAAAAGAAAUACAAAUAAAGGAUUUGUCUCCAAGAGAUGAAGUAUACAUAAUAUACAUUGCAACAGAAAACAAAUGUUCUUUCAUCACUUCUCAACAAUGAUGCAAUAUUGUUCAUGUUUAUUAACUACACAAUAAAUUUGUUCACUCGAUUAUCAGUGAGUAAACAGAAGUUGUAACCAAAGGAUGUUUUUCUAUAAGGUAAUGAUGAAGGCAAUUAGAAAAUGGCUAAGACAAGACGCCAUCAUCAAUGAAAGAGUGGGAGUCAUUUUAAAGCAUUUGCUUGUCAUGCAGUAUUAAUACUGAGGCUUUCGUUUCUCAGAAAUGUCUACCUGUCAAGUUGCAAUUCUCAUCUUGAUGCUAUCUGACAGGGAGAGAGUGCCUACAACUUGUCAGUCUCUGGAAGUUCACUCCCCUUAUAUGAAGAGAAACCAGGGGCACAUUCUCACACAAACUACAUGACUGGUUUGGAUGCAACCUUUUUGGACCCAUAACUAUUGUCAUCAUCUUUUGGACCCACAUCAUCCCCACUGCCAAAGAAUGAUCCAUGCUUGCUGAUGUGUUAGUUAUGUUAUUGGAAAACAAAAUCCCACCAGAAACGGGUAAAAUCCCCAAGUUUGCCAAAUGAUGACUCAAACAAAAAAUAUUUUUGUAUCACACAAAGCUGUAUAUCUGUUGUUUUUGAACAGUAACAAUAUUUCUACACAUUUGCAAAAAAAAAAAAAAUAAUAAAAAAAGGAACUUUUGACUUUUAUCAAAUCUGAACUAUUUCUCUUAAUACAUUAUUUGUACAAACUUUUACAUUUAGUUCUUUGGUCAGCCAUUUGUCUGAAACAUUUCUUUCAAAUAUAUAUUGAUCUUAUCAUUUAACUCUAUCCACCUUUGUCAAGCCUGGUCAUUUAAUGACUCAAAUAUCAAGUUUAUAUUAUAGUUUAGAGCCUUGCUUUUCUUUAUACAACUCAUUUCUAUUUUGAUUAUAUUUGAAGGAAACUCAAUAGACUUGUGCAUUAUUAUAAGUGUGAGCUGAACUGUCUGAUUGAUUCUCAAUACAACUUGACACUAGCUGAUUCAGAUAGUAUUUCAUCACAACUUACUGAGUCAAAACAUUGGGCUAGCUCCUGUUACAAUUCAUGUAUUUCAUGGGGCUAGCAACUUAUGCUACUGGAAAUGUGUCACCAAGGGUUAGCCUUUUUUUGGCUUAUGCUAAAUCUGAGGCAUCUUACACAUUUUGGGGAUAGCAACUUAUAUAAUAGUUAAUGUUACAUUUUUCAGCAGGUUCUACUUGCAUAGUCAAUUUUCUGCUACUUUUUACAUUUACAGCUGCGCCAUGUGAAAUAAAUUUG